AUGAGUGACAAAGCCGACGUCGAGCAUCCUUUGACUCCUACACGUGAGGAUCAAGCAACGUCAGAUGAAUCCUUCUCUGUCAUUUCUGAAAGUGCCGUUGCCGACAAGCCUGCCGAUUCCGAUGAGAAUGAAUGGAAAAACGUCUCGAGCGACAAUUCAGACGACGAUCAAGGCAAGCGAGCUACCAGCCACCCUCUCCAGCAAAGCUCUGCGAUAGACGUGUCGGCCUAUAGCAAUGAUACAUGGUCUCAACAACAAGAGAGCUCGCUCCUUGACGCUGAAGGAUUGCCCAAUGCUCAAGACGGUGAUAGUGGCGCCACCACUCCUGUAAAGGAACGUGAGAUCGAAUUGGAUUCAGAUACCUCUCAUGUCAAGGGCUUUGCCAACGCUGGUGACAUUGACGGCAUCGCUGAUCUGGAGGUGGAAGGACAGCUCCCUGAAUGGCUCAAUGGAGAACACUACACUAUUGGUCCUGGCACUUAUGAUAUCAGAUACACUCGCAAGAUUGAAAUCGAUGGAUUGCUUCAAAGUGCAACAGCUACCUUCAGCUUUGGUCAUUGGUUUGAUGGUCUUCCUUUGGCGAAUCGAUUCGAUUUCAACGGCAAACGCAAUGCUAUCACUUAUCGCAGUCGGUUGACAUGUCGACGCUUGGUGGAGAAGAUUCGUGAUCACCAUGGCUAUGCACCACCUCAUCCUGCUGGUUUAUUCAAGACCGAUAGUAACCAAACGAUGCUUGUCAAGUUUUUGAAAUCUGCCCCAAAAGCCAACAAGCCCGAUGCUGAACCUUGUGCUGCUCGUAUUUUGGCUGGUAUCCCUGGUGUCGAUGGUCGUCUUUUUGCUCAGAAUUAUGCAAAUCACAUUCAAGAGCUUGAUCCAUUUGAUCUCAAACCUACUCGAGUGCUCUGUUGGGAUGAAGUGAAUCCAGCAUUCAAAGGCUAUAGCUCAUGUCCCAACGGCCAAUACGAUCCACAAACUGGCGAAUACAUCAACUUCACCAUGGAGAUAGGUUAUCAGUCCACAAGCUACAACUUCUUCUCUAUCAGCGAUCGUAAUCCAAAAGGAAGCAUCAUUGCAUCUGUUACAGCUCCCACUGGCUACGUUCACAGCUUCUCAUUGACUCCAAAGUACAUUGUAUUGGUUGUCUUCCCCUUGUUGACAAAUACAGGAGCCGUCAAGUUUGCAUGGAAUGAAAGCAUCAUGGAUUCAUUCUCAUUUUAUCCAUCCGAACCCACGCUCUUUUACGUCAUUUCAAGAGACAAGGGACAACAUCUUGUAACUUACCGAGCUGAUGCCUGCUUUGCAUUCCAUCACGUGAAUGCCUACGAGGAUGGCCAUGACAACAUCAAUGUGGAUAUUCUUUGCUACAAGGAUGCUACGAUUGCACAUCAACUUACGACCGAGAAUAUGCGAAAUCCUUCUGAAAUGAAACCUUCUCGCCUUGCAUCAUCCGAAUUACGCCGUUUCGUUUUAUCCAACAUUGAAGACGAAAGUCUCAGCUACUUGACCAACAACAGUAUCCUGCCAACAGCAUCUGGAGUAGCUUCAAGAGUUUCAUCCAUGUGGAGCUAUCUUCGCGGCACCAAUGCAACAACGGAUGUGGAAAACUCAACAGCUCAACCUUCUGCUGCUGCCGCUGGAUGGUAUGCAACGCUCCCUGUAGCCUCCUCUGGACAGUUGGUUCAAUCAUCCAUGGAACUUCCUCAAGUAAAUCCAUUGUACAGAAUGCAUCGUCACAAGUAUGUCUACGGUGUGGGUUUCUCGGAAGAAAGUGAUGGCAAGAUUUGGGAUAGCAUCAUCAAGACCGAUAUCGAAACACACAAGGUGACAGCAACAUGGCAUCAAGAAAAUUGUUACCCAAGCGAAGCUGUAUUCAUUGGCAGACCAUCUGCAUCAGCUGACGAGGAGCUACAAGAAGAUGAUGGUGUAUUGGUUAGCAUUGUGCUUGACUCUGCACGGGCAACGUCAUUCUUGCUUGUGUUGGAUGCAUCCAGUUUGCAAGUACUGGCAAAGGCCUACCUAGGAGUUUUGGUUCCAUUGAGCUUUGGUCGAGGAUCUUAUAGACUUCGUACUUAA
Molecule: messenger RNA, 2073 nt
Organism: Lichtheimia ornata
Lineage: Eukaryota; Fungi; Mucoromycota; Mucoromycetes; Mucorales; Lichtheimiaceae
Exons: 7
Coding region: 1-2073 (690 amino acids)
Biological process (GO): carotene catabolic process
Molecular function (GO): carotenoid dioxygenase activity
Source: RefSeq, a predicted model, not a curated record